AAGCAGCAGAUGGAGGUUGAGCUGACUGAAGCCAAGGUGCAAUUGUCUAACAAGGACAAGGAUCUCCAUGCCAAGGACGUUGAGAUAGCGGAACUCAAGCGUCGCUUGAAUGAGCAAAUCGACAGAUGCGAGUCUUUGGAGAUUGACCUUGAGGCUGAGAAGGUCAAGGCUGCUGAUGCUGAGGAGGCGCGUGCUGUGAGCACUGCCGCGCUGAAUGUGGCUCAAACCAACUACUCUGAGGCUCAAGGUAUCGUCGAUACACUUGUCUCAGAAGCGGAGUGGAUGCGCACUCGUGGAGUAGUGAUGGUAAGUGCCUUGUGCUUUUUUCUUAAGUUGAAGAGUUUUUUCUUUAAUGCUUAUCUUUUGUUGAAGGUUGCCAACUCUAUCUUGAAUGCAAACGAGCUAGAUCGCGCUGUGGCGGCUCUGACAGAUGCGGCGCGUGCGGUGGGUCACCGAGGAGGUUACCUGGAGUGUGCUGAUCAUGUAGAGCAAAUGCUUGGGCAAGAAUUUGACACAAGCCACUGCUCAGUAACAGAUCGUGCCGAUGCUGCGCUGGCAAGUGCUGAAAAUUCCUAUGACAACCUCUCCUUGCCUAUCAUGGAGUUGGUUGUCGAAUCGUUAAAGAAAGACGACUGGUGCCAGCGUCUUAAGGCAAUCCUCGAUCCACCGGUCACCGUCGAGUUGUCCGACGAAGACCCAGCUGGUGAUGAUGGCGGUGAUGGUGAUGAUGAUGGCGACGAUGAUGAUGGUGAAGAUGACGGAGAUGAUGGUGAUGAUCGUCGCGAAGAGUAGGAGAGUUUGUUGAGUAGUUAGUUGGUAGGCACUUGUGCCUUUGUAAUUUCUUUGAUAGUCUUAUGUAUGGUGCUGCGCAGUUGCGCAAGAUGUUAAUGGA
This is a messenger RNA of Helianthus annuus (common sunflower), 892 nucleotides long. RefSeq lists its product as uncharacterized. The record is from RefSeq and is a predicted model, not a curated record. The transcript is spliced from 2 exons. Bases 10 to 792 code for a protein of 260 amino acids. NCBI's taxonomy places the organism in Eukaryota, Viridiplantae, Streptophyta, Magnoliopsida, Asterales, Asteraceae.